GGCGGCGGCGGCCAAGGGCCCCGCUGAAGCAGGGACCGACCGCCUCCUGGAGCUUUUCGGCUUUCCUGCAGCGCUCUCCUGGGCCCAGCUCGCCACUGCCGGCUGUCGUGGGGACUCGGAGAAGCCUUGGGGAGCAUCCCCGAAUUAGCUACCUCGGAUGGGGAUGUGGAAGCAGGAGGCGGAGCUACCUGGGCAGGGAAGGCCGAACUUGAGAGCGAGAAGCGGGGCGCAAAACUCCUCACUGGCGCUGUGGGUCCCCUGAGGCCUCCGAAAAACAGCCCUCGACCCACGAAAGUCACGCAGCUUUCCGGUGAGAGGGAAACUCCGAGGAGGCCCCCUCCGGGCUCUUCACCCCGGUCCUGCAACUUUUCUCCGCUUUCUGCUCGUUUAGCUCUCCUGCCCCGUGAAGGUGGCGGUGAGGAGAGCUCCUGCUUCCCCCUGGAAGCACAGAAGGAUAAUGGUUGGCACCCACAUCUCAAGGAUGGUCUUUGGAUCUUCCCUCGCCUUUUGAAGCUUUCCUUUCUCAAGCAACCUCCCCUCUCCGAAAAGAGGAAUUAUAAAUGCACGGGAGAAGACACGGGAAACUUAACAAGAGGCGGAAGAGAGUAGUGUCUUCUAGCGCCUCCGUGAGAACUGUAAUAGCCUCAACUACUUUUUCCCCCUUCUUCUUUUUCAUUGAAGUAAUGCCAUUGUGAUUUAAAGUGAGAUUUCUACAUCAUGCAGUUUGCUGGCCCAAAGACACUGAGAAGUACUCUGUCUUUUUGCACAUACCUCUCCUCCCUUGGCUUUUGAAAAAACUUGUGGACCGGGCUUUAAAUAAGAGAGCUUAUUAACAACGUUAUUUUUAACCAUUUGCUUACUGUGGAGAACUUGGUUAAUUGAUUCUCCUGUUGGCUUGACUUUUGUUAGGAAGAUUACUUGUUGCCUUGUGUGACUACCCAAGGUGGGGAUUAUUUAAUGAAUGAACAUUGUAGUCAGGGUGAAUGGCUGCUCUACUACUUCAAAUGCUUUUGGAAAUUAUUAUGCAAACUUGCUGAAAAAAGCUGAUAUUGCUGGGAAAAAUUGGUUUGUGACAAAUCUAUUUAAUCAAACAAGAUGAUGUGUGAAGUGAUGCCGACCAUCAGUGAGGCAGAGAUUCCCUCAGGGGGAAGUGGAAACCGUGGUUCAGGUUCUCCCCUACAGUCAGAUGCUGAUUCCCAUUUUGAGCAGUUAAUGGUAUCCAUGUUGGAGGAACGUGAUCGCCUCUUGGACACACUGCGGGAAACUCAAGAGACUCUUGCAUUAACCCAGGGUAAACUACAUGAAGUUGGUCAUGAGAGGGAUUCUCUACAACGACAGCUUAAUACUGCACUUCCUCAGGAGUUCGCAGCACUUACUAAAGAGCUUAAUGUAUGCAGAGAGCAACUCCUUGAAAGAGAAGAAGAAAUUGCAGAACUGAAAGCAGAAAGGAACAAUACAAGAUUACUACUAGAACAUUUGGAAUGCCUUGUCUCCCGGCAUGAGCGGUCUCUUAGAAUGACUGUAGUAAAAAGACAAGCUCAAUCUCCAGCAGGUGUUUCUAGUGAAGUUGAAGUUCUCAAAGCACUGAAGUCUCUGUUUGAACAUCACAAAGCCCUUGAUGAAAAGGUAAGAGAAAGAUUACGAGUAGCACUUGAAAGAUGUAGCUUGUUGGAGGAAGAACUAGGUACUACGCACAAAGAGUUAAUGAUUUUGAAAGAACAAAACAAUCAAAAAAGAACACAAGCUGAUGGAAUGCCUGAUAUUAAUCAUGAUCAGGAGAAUAUACCUAGCACUAAUGGGAAGAGAUCUUCCAAUGGCUCUCUGAAUCAUGAUGAAGAUCUUGCUAAAGUAAUAGAACUUCAAGAUGUCAUAGAAAAGCAAACUAAGGAGCAGUCACAAAUGAAAGAGAGGAUCACCGCCCUUUCUAACAGAGUAACAGAACUGGAAGAAGAUCUUGAUACUGCUAGAAAAGAUCUAAUAAAAUCUGAAGAAAUGAAUACCAAGUUGCAAAGAGAUGUACGAGAGGCAAUGGCUCAGAAGGAAGAUAUGGAAGAAAGAAUUACAACUCUUGAAAAACGCUACCUCGCUGCACAACGUGAAGCUACAUCUGUGCAUGAUCUCAAUGAUAAACUUGAAAAUGAAAUUGCUAAUAAAGAUUCAUUGCACCGACAGAGCGAAGAUAAGAAUAGGCAGUUACAAGAACGACUGGAACUGGCUGAACAAAAAUUGCAGCAAACUCUGAGAAAAGCUGAAACUCUGCCAGAGGUAGAGGCUGAGUUGGCUCAGAGAGUUGCUGCACUUACUAAGCUUGACUGUUUGCCUUCUCGGAAUUCUGCAACUAAAGAUGUUAAUCUGUUCGAAUAUACUUCCAAGUCUAGGAAGGCUGAAGAAAGACAUGGAAACAUUGAAGAACGAUUGAGACAAAUGGAAACACAGCUAGAAGAGAAAAAUCAAGAACUGCUAAGGGCUCGUCAAAGAGAAAAAAUGAAUGAAGAACAUAAUAAACGUUUAUCUGAUACAGUUGACAAACUUUUAUCUGAAUCUAAUGAGAGACUUCAGCUUCACCUUAAAGAAAGAAUGGCAGCUCUGGAAGAUAAAAAUUCCCUUCUCCGUGAAAUUGAAAGUGCCAAGAAACAAGUGGAGGAGCUUCAAAAUGAAAAGGAUCAGCUGGUAGUAAACAUUGAAGCAAUAAGAGCUGAAAAUGAUCAAAUGAGGAUCAGAGCUCCUCCUCUUCAUCAUAGUAGGCCGCAUUUAGGUAGUGUACCAGAUUUUAGAUAUCCACUGGCACCUUCAGUUAUAGCAGACAAUCAGACAGAUUCCUAUAGCACCUCAGUUCUAAGGCGUCCACAAAAAGGACGUUUAGCAGCUCUGCGAGAUGAGCCUUCAAGGGUUCAGACUCUUAAUGAACAAGAUUGGGAACGUGCACAACAAGCAAGUGUGUUGGCAAAUGUUGCACAAGCCUUUGAGAGUGAUGCUGAUAUCUCAGAUGGUGAGGAUGACACAGAAACUAUAUUCAGCUCAGUUGAUCUCUUGUCACCUAGUGGUCAGGCAGAUGCCCAGACCUUAGCCAUGAUGCUUCAGGAGCAAUUGGAUGCCAUCAACAAAGAAAUUAGAUUGAUCCAAGAAGAAAAGGAAAACACUGAGCAGAGAGCAGAGGAGAUAGAAAGUCGUGUUGAUGGUGGGAAUUUAGACAAUCUUGGUCGAUUUCGAUCGAUGAACUCUAUCCCACCUCCCUUUCCUGGUGGGAACCUUUCUGGCUCUUCUCCACCAGGUAGUGGACUUUCUACUCCCCGAAGAAUGCCACACAGUCCUGCUCGAGAAGUGGACAGACUAGGAAUUAUGACACUAUCUCCAGUUUCUAGAGAAGAAGUUAGAGAUGACAAAGCUACAAUAAAAUGUGAGACCUCACCACCAUCUUCACCUCGAUCACUGCAUUUGGAUAAAUCUUACAAAGGAGCUUUGCAUACAGUCAGCCAGGAAGAUAUAAGAGAUCUUCGAAAUUCCACAGGCUCUCAAGAUGGACAAGUAAGCAAUCCCAGUAGCAGUAAUAGCAGCCAAGAUUCCCUCCACAAAGCUCCUAAAAAGAAGGGGAUCAAAUCCUCGAUUGGCCGCCUGUUUGGUAAGAAAGAAAAGGGUCGAUCUGGACAGAUGAACAAAGAGAUCUUGGGACAAGUUAAUGUAUUAGAAGCAGAAAGUUCAACUCAGGAUGGUUUGGGGCUUGGAAAACUUGGAGGACAAGCAGAAAAAAAUAGAAAACUGCAAAAAAAGCAUGAACUUCUCGAAGAAGCUCGGAGGCAAGGUCUGCCUUUUGCACAAUGGGAUGGUCCCACUGUGGUUGUCUGGUUAGAGUUGUGGGUUGGGAUGCCAGCUUGGUAUGUGGCUGCUUGCCGUGCAAAUGUGAAAAGUGGUGCUAUAAUGUCAGCCUUAUCUGAUACUGAAAUACAGCGUGAAAUUGGAAUCAGCAAUCCUUUACAUAGGUUAAAACUGAGACUUGCCAUACAAGAAAUUAUGUCACUAACAAGUCCAUCUGCUCCUCCUACAUCAAGAACGACUACAGGAAAUGUCUGGGUAACGCAUGAAGAAAUGGAAAAUCUUACAUCUACACCACAAACGGAAGAUGAGGAAGGAAGCUGGGCUCAGACUUUAGCCUAUGGUGAUAUGAACCACGAAUGGAUUGGCAAUGAAUGGCUUCCUAGUUUGGGGCUCCCUCAGUAUCGCAGUUACUUUAUGGAAUGUCUUGUUGAUGCUAGAAUGUUGGACCACUUAACUAAAAAAGAUCUUCGUGGUCAACUUAAAAUGGUAGACAGUUUUCACAGAAAUAGCUUCCAGUGUGGUAUCAUGUGUCUCCGAAGAUUAAAUUAUGACCGAAAGGAACUUGAAAGAAGGAGAGAAGGAAGUCUGAAUGAAAUUAAAGAUGUCCUUGUCUGGAGCAAUGACAGGAUGAUUCACUGGGUGGUGUCAAUUGGUCUUAAAGAAUAUGCAAAUAACCUUAUAGAAAGUGGAGUUCAUGGUGCACUUCUGGCCUUAGAUGAAACUUUUGAUCACAAUGCAUUAGCUCUUUCUUUACAAAUACCCACUCAGAAUACACAGGCUCGUGCUGUAUUGGAAAGGGAAUUUAAUAACCUUCUUGUGAUGGGCACAGACAGGAAGUUUGAAGAGGAUGAUGAUAAAAGCUUUAGACGCGCACCUUCAUGGAGAAAGAAGUUCAGACCAAAGGACAUAAGAGGUUUGGCUGCUGGAUCAGCAGAGACCCUCCCUGCAAAUUUUAGAGUUACCACCUCAAUGUCUUCACCUUCUAUGCAACCAAAGAAGAUGCAGAUUGAUGGCAAUGUAUCAGCAACACAAAGAUUGGAUUCUGCUACAGUAAGAACUUAUUCAUGUUAAAGACUUUCAUUGUUUAUCCUCACUAUUUCUACAGAUGAUCUGAACCAUUUUGAACUCAAUGACCAUAUUUUGGAAACAACCGAAAUCUUUAAUCUGUUAAUACUUGUUAAAUCAACACUUUGAAAUAUUUUAUUACAGAGUUUUUAAUUAGCAGGUAAAUUUGUGAGUACUAUAAAGAAAGUAUUUUAGAUUAAAUGUUUCUUAUAGUUAUGUGGGUGUAUGUGUGCCCCAUUCCUUAAUUUUCUGUUAGUAUUGUCUGUCAAUCAAGUUAUUACUAUAUGUUAAUUUUAGUAUUUUUCAUCUGAAUGUACUGUAAUGCUUGUAUGUAUCUGUCCUAUAAGUAAUAUAGGGCUUUUUGUAAAUUAUGCAGUUAUUGUAAUUAUCAGUAAUGGAUUUUAAUAAAGUGAAGGUGAAAAGAAUUUCACAAUCUUUGUAAAAACAUCAUGACACCAAGCAGUAUAUAUAUAUUGCCGUUUGGAAAAUGCUAGCUAGCUCUAAAAAUUUAAAUAAUUCCUUUUUUUCAGAGAGGCAUAUGUUUAUUAACCAAGCAGGCAUGGUACCUGAUUCCAUUUCCGUUCAGAACUGUACCUUUUACACAUAACAUUUGAUUAUUUAGUGUGUAUUCUUAUUUAAGGCUUUUGUUUAGUAUAAUUUGCUUUACAUUCUAAAAUGUGGGAAUUUUUAGGACACUAUGAAACAUGUGAGACCUAGUGUGGUCAUUUAUAACUACUUUUUGUGGCUGUAUUUGUACAGUCUAUGUUCAUUGAUUGAGCAUAAGCAAGCCAUAAGUGGAAAUAUUUUCUGUUAACCAAGAAUAGCUACUAAGAGUACUUGACAUGCAACGAAGAGUGCUCCCUUUCUGUGUUUUGAUGUGAAAAUGUUUGUGAAAAGACAUUGAUGCAGUUCUUUUAAUGGACCAAUCAUGAUGCACUGUGGCCUCUUGACAAAGAUGCUGAGAGCAUGACAAGUGGAGGCAUGUAGUAGUGCAACUAUUAAAAAGGCCUUACUUUUCUUAUGUCAUCUUUUAGAUAUAUUUAUAAACUUGUUUUAAAAUCUGGACAGACUUUUUAGUUGUUAAUAGUUUUAGUCAUUGCAAACAGUAUAGGUAGAAAAUGCAUCAUUCACUUUUAAAAAGCAUCUUAUGAAGCCAGCAAGGAGGAGGUUCAUGGCGCAUUAUUUAUUAUGCAAUAAUAUACAUGGCAUGUCUUUUUUCUGUUUUUGGUUUUGGCUCUUUUUUAAUUGUACAACUUAAAUUCAUUGUUACUAUUUUUUCUAUUAACCUUAUAUGUACCUUGGAUAAUGUAACAAAUUAUGUACAGUCUAAGUACUUUGAACUAUUUUUAUCACAGUAUUAUUUAUUGCUUUCUUUCAAUAAAUUUCUAAAGCAUUUUUUUCCACUGCCAAUAAAAUGCUGUUAUCUUGUGAAAAGGCUUGAGGUGUUUUAAAGU
Messenger RNA from Python bivittatus (Burmese python), 6332 nucleotides. The record is from RefSeq and is a predicted model, not a curated record. Lineage: Eukaryota; Metazoa; Chordata; Lepidosauria; Squamata; Pythonidae.